Capsella rubella is the source of this 2476-nucleotide messenger RNA. Its product is annotated as glutathione hydrolase 1. NCBI's taxonomy places the organism in Eukaryota, Viridiplantae, Streptophyta, Magnoliopsida, Brassicales, Brassicaceae. The coding region runs from base 643 to 2364 and encodes 573 amino acids. The record is from RefSeq and is a predicted model, not a curated record. Gene Ontology annotation, molecular function: glutathione gamma-glutamate hydrolase. The transcript is spliced from 6 exons. Gene Ontology annotation, cellular component: plasma membrane. Gene Ontology annotation, biological process: glutathione catabolic process.
UUUUUAUCCAUUGAAUAAGUGUACUUCAACGUGUUCAAGAUAGAUAUAAUAGUAUUCCCCUAUCUAUAACUAUAGUUUAAAGUCUUUUGAAACUAAUACACAGAGAGAUUUGAUUAAUUAAUGACUUGGCGUUGGCGGCGACUUUGGUAUAUGCUUAUAUAUCUUUCAUAAUGUAUACUCAAUAGUCAAUACAAACCUUGGCGCAGAGUGAACUUUCUAUAGAAUUUUAUCUGAACAAUCUCUCUUCUCGCCAAGAACGAGACAUCGCUAUAAACUACGGUAAGUUAUUUCAAGCUUUGGCUCAAAGAACAAGAAGUAUAAAAGUGUGUGUCGUUUGUUGUUUUCUUGGGAAUCAAAUUCAAGUUUUGAGCUCUUUUUUCCUUUUUGUUGUUGUGUGGUCAUCAAAGACAGUAACAUAAAAGUCUUCGAUGGCUUUGAGUUUUUGCGUAUACGCGUGAGACUAAACUUUUUCAAAAAGUUCGCAGUCAAAGCUCUGUUUUCAGACUUUUUUUGGUUGAAACUUCGACGAUUCUUCGAAUUUUAUCGUUUCAACGAAGGAAAUAUCUGUUUUUUUUUAAAACGUUGAAAGAUCAGAAACGCCCGAAUCUUUGGUUUUGAUUAUCCUAGGCAUCAAUCGUAGCAAUGUCGUUGGUUCGAACAGCAACGAUCGUUCUUCUUAUAAUCUUGUUUCUUCAAAACACUGAGGCGGCUCAAAAAAGACAGCAAAGUAUCGUUAAGUCUCGCGGUACGGUUGCCACUGACGAUGGACGGUGUUCUGUAAUCGGGAUGAGUGUUCUUCGCCAAGGAGGAAACGCGAUUGACGCGUCGGUCGCUGCUGCUCUUUGUUUGGGCGUUGUCAGUCCCGCCUCUAGCGGUAUAGGCGGUGGAGCGUUUACAGUGGUUAAAAUCGCUGGUGGGAGAGAGAUUGCUUAUGAUUCUAGAGAAACCGCUCCUCUAAGCGCCACUGAGAACAUGUAUGGAGGUAAUCCUGAGCUAAAGAAGAAAGGAGCCUUAUCUGUAGGCGUUCCCGGGGAAGUCGCAGGUCUAUUCACGGCUUGGAAACAACAUGGAAAGCUACCGUGGAAGCAGCUAGUGACUCCUGCAGAGAAACUUGCAGAAGGAUUCAAGAUUUCAAAAUAUCUCUAUAUGCAGAUGAACGCGACAAGAAGCGACAUCUUAGCAGACAAAGGUCUCUCUGAGCUAUUUGUUUCAAAUGGACAGCUCAAGAAACCAGGGACUAUUUGCCGUAACCCAAAAUUAGCUUUUACACUGAGGCAAAUUGGGGAGUACGGUCCAAAGGCAUUUUACAAUGGCACGGUUGGUGUUAACCUAGCAAGGGAUAUACGUAAAUCUGGAGGGAUAAUAACUUUGAAAGAUCUGCAAAGUUACAGAGUUAAGGUUAAGGAGCCUCUGUCCGCAGACAUUCUUGGAUACCGACUUCUCGGUAUGCCUCCGCCUUCAUCCGGUGGUGCUGCAAUGAUGCUUGUUCUGAACAUUCUUGCUCAAUAUGGGAUUCCAUCGGGUGUUUCAGGCCCUCUUGGUGUUCAUCGACUAAUAGAGGCUCUGAAACACGCAUUCGCAGUUAGAAUGAACCUCGGUGAUCCAGAUUUCUCCGAUAUUACCAAUGUUGUUUCAGAUAUGUUGUCUCCAAAGUUUGCACAAGACUUGAAGAGUAAGAUAAACGACCAAAAGACCUUUGAUACUAAAUAUUACGGCGGCAAGUGGAACCAGAUCAACGACCACGGGACAAGUCAUUUAUCGAUCAUAGAUCACGAGAGGAAUGCUGUAUCGAUGACUAGUACAAUAAAUGGUUACUUUGGGGCAGUGAUGCUAUCUCCGAGCACAGGAAUCGUUCUGAACAACGAAAUGGACGAUUUCUCAAUCCCGAUUAAAUCUAACGGUAACUUAGAUGUUCCACCACCAGCGCCAGCUAACUUCAUCCGUCCAGGAAAACGACCUUUGUCCUCUAUGUCACCCACCAUUGUACUCAAGGACGGUAAAGUGAAAGCCGCGGUGGGUGCGAGCGGAGGAGCCAACAUCAUUGCUGGGACAACGGAAGUUUACUUGAAUCAUUUUUUCCUCAAGAUGGAUCCUCUUUCUUCCGUCUUAGCUCCGAGAAUCUACCAUCAGCUGAUACCAAACAGAGUUUCCUAUGAGAAUUGGACCACAGUAUUCAAUGAUCAUUUCGAGAUCCCUAAAGCGACAAGAGUUGUGUUGGAGAAGAAAGGUCAUGUCCUAUCUCCCGUCGCCGGAGGGACGAUUGUUCAGUUCAUAGUUCAAGAAUCCGGUGCGAACUCCGGCCGAGUGAGUGAGCUUGUGGCAGUAAGUGAUCCUAGAAAAGGAGGGUUCCCUUCAGGAUAUUGAGAUCGAUACUGAAAUUUUUUAUUUCCCCAUUUGUUUUAUGGUGCUCAUUGCAUGGAGCGCUUUGUGAUGAAUAUUAAUCUUUUUAUUGUAUAUUUAAAAUUUAAUUAUACUA